Molecule: messenger RNA, 2033 nt
Organism: Sardina pilchardus (European sardine)
Lineage: Eukaryota; Metazoa; Chordata; Actinopteri; Clupeiformes; Clupeidae
Product: glycogenin-1-like
Exons: 7
Coding region: 149-1132 (327 amino acids)
Biological process (GO): glycogen biosynthetic process
Cellular component (GO): cytoplasm
Molecular function (GO): glycosyltransferase activity
Source: RefSeq, a predicted model, not a curated record
AUCACGUGACUCGCAGUAUAAAGAAUGACUCGCCAUGGUGGUAUAAAUCCACCAUCUCUAACUUAGCUAGUUCCUUUGCAAGUAGCCUAGAGCAGCUGUUCGCCGGAGUCCAAGCUACAGCAUCGUAGCUUUCACCUUCACAUUCAGCAUGGCAGAUCAGGCAUUUGUCACCUUAGCCACAAAUGACAGCUAUGCAAAAGGGGCCAUGGUUUUGGGGCAGUCCCUGAAGAACCAUAAAACCUCUAGGAAACUUGUGGUCAUGAUCGGACCCCAUGUAUCAGACCCAUCAAGAGCAGUGCUUCGCCGGAUCUAUGACGAGGUCAGGCUGGUGGACGUGUUGGACAGCGGAGACAGUGCAAACCUGGCCAUGUUGAAGAGGCCUGACCUUGGGGUCACUUUCACAAAACUCCACUGCUGGACACUCACACACUACUCCAAAUGUGUCUUCAUGGACGCAGACACGUUGGUGGUAUCAAACGUGGAUGAGCUGUUUGACCGUGAGGAGCUGUCGGCCGCCCCCGACCCAGGCUGGCCCGACUGCUUCAACUCCGGCGUAUUCGUGUUCCGCCCCUCCAAGGAAACCCACGGCAAACUUCUUCAGUUCUGCACAGAGCACGGCAGCUUUGAUGGUGGGGACCAGGGAGUUCUGAACGCCUACUUCGGUGACUGGGCAACAACGGACAUCAGCAAGCACCUUCCCUUCAUCUACAAUCUCAGCAGCGUGGCACUCUACACCUACGCGCCGGCGUUCAAACAGUUUGGUAGCAAAGCAAAGGUGGUACACUUCCUGGGCAGCAUGAAGCCGUGGAGCUUGACCUUUGACACCACCGCACGGAGAGUCCAGGGAGAUGUCGAGGGGGCCUCCUCACACCCUAGCUUCAUGCUGGAGUGGUGGCUCCUGUUCGCCACCUCGGUGUUGCCCAUGAUGAAGCAGGAGUACGGAGACACGCCCUUCCACUCGGGCUGUGAGUCCUCUGUCCAUCUUUCCAUUUCCCAGGGUGAAGAUAUAUCUGGUGCAGCCUCCUUGUCUUCCCUGGAGAGGAAACACAAAUGGGAACAGGGCCAGGCAGACUACAUGGGAAUGGACUCUUUUGACAAUAUUCAGAAAAAGCUUGAUUCUUUCCUGAAGUGAAAACGUGGGGAAAGAUGAAUGUGUUUUCUAAGUUUACUCGUCAUUUUACAGAUUGAAAGUUUUGAAAGUAGAGCAAUAGAUGCACUCAAACAAUGUAAUUGGAGCACAUUAUGAGUGUUGUGCUAUUUUUCACCAGCUAAACAAUGCUGUCAUGGGACAGUAUGCUGAUUUCACCUUCUCCUUAAGACUGUUGCACACUGUGAAACAAGCCUUUAUGUUCACAUCGUGUUUUUGUUCCUUUUCAAAGGCUCCCUGCCAAAAUGUGAAUAAGCAAAAGUGGCCAAUGUCCAAUAUAGGGGGGAAAAAAUCUCCAUGUUGAUGGCAAGUGGUCACUACUUCAUAACCUAAUUGAUGGUGCUUGUAUUUGAAGGUCCCUAGUUUUUCAUGGGGUACUUAAGUACUUAAGCACAGGGUACUAUGUAGCACUGACUUCCAAGGAGGCGUUAGCGGCCUCUUGCUGUAUUUUGUGUCCUCAAAAGGUUACUAUGUAACACAGAAAACUGUUACUCCACCUGUGUGACAUUAUUUCCCAACUGAGUGGAAUAAUUUGUGGAUCGUAUAAUAUAAAAAAUAUCUUGGGAAAAGAAUGAUCACUGAUAAUUGGUUUUAGGUUCCCCUUUUUCACAGAGGGACAAGCCCUGCUGCCUUCUUUGUUGUGUUGUUUACAGCUCUCCUUUGCACCUACUGUCCUACUCAUUCUUGAAGCUUGUGGCUCCCUCAAAGCUCUGUUCUCUGUGCCUUUCACUACUAAACUUUUUGAGUGGCUGUUACACUCCGUGAAGGUUUACCUCCGAAUGUGUGCCUAUGUUUUUUUUUUUUUUUUACAUCAGCCUUUUUCACUCAUUGGUGCCUGUGCCAGUUCCCUGUCACCUGCCAAAUAAAAGCUAGAUGAGAUUCUUAA